Penicillium riverlandense is the source of this 2610-nucleotide messenger RNA. RefSeq lists its product as uncharacterized. Lineage: Eukaryota; Fungi; Ascomycota; Eurotiomycetes; Eurotiales; Aspergillaceae. Gene Ontology annotation, molecular function: GTPase activator activity. The coding region runs from base 1 to 2610 and encodes 869 amino acids. Gene Ontology annotation, biological process: regulation of fungal-type cell wall organization; activation of GTPase activity; signal transduction. The transcript has 3 exons. The record is from RefSeq and is a predicted model, not a curated record. Gene Ontology annotation, cellular component: cell cortex.
AUGGUGACCGGCAAGUCGCAGCCGGCCACUGAGCCCAUUCCUCCGCUGCCCACCUCGCCCGACCCCGUGGACUCCAACUCGCCGCCGUCUAAACGCGACCUCGCCUCGUGGUGGAGGCAGUUCAAAAGGAACACCAGGAAAGAUGAAUUGAAAGGUACAGUGCCGACCAUACGUUUCCCCUAUGCGACGGCGAUGCUACCGCUGCGCCGGGAAUUCCGUCGCUCCGACCAGCUUGCCCGCCCCUUCGGCGUUCGGCAACCGCCGCGAGGCAUCUUCGGUGUACCACUCAACGUCAGCAUCAAGUACGCGAACGUCGCCAUCUCCCUGACCAACGAUCACGGCGAAAGUUUCAUCUAUGGUUAUGUUCCAAUUGUUGUCGCCAAGUGCGGUGUCUUUCUGAAGGAGAAAGCCACGGACGUGGAAGGCAUCUUCCGCUUGAACGGCUCCGCCAAGCGUAUCAAAGACCUACAGGAGAUCUUCGACUCACCCGAGCGAUACGGGAAGGGGCUGGAUUGGACAGGAUAUACCGUGCACGAUGCGGCCAACGUGCUGCGUCGGUACUUGAAUCAGUUGCCGGAGCCGAUCGUCCCGUUGGAAUUCUACGAGCGCUUCCGGGAGCCCUUGCGCACCUACCAGAAGCAGGCUCAAAGCGAAGAUCAAGCGGCCGAUGCGGACAAGUUUGAUCACGCCAAGGCCGUUGAAACGUACCAGCGGCUGAUCAUUGAGCUGCCGCCCUUGAACAAGCAACUGCUCCUCUAUAUCCUCGACCUUCUCGCAGUCUUUGCAUCCAAGUCCGACCAAAAUCGCAUGCCCUCGGGGAACCUGUCGGCUAUCUUUCAGCCCGGGAUGCUGUCCCACCCGCAGCAUGACAUGUCGCCCGAAGAGUACAAGCUGAGCCAGGAUGUGCUGAUCUUCCUCAUCGAGAAUCAGGAUCACUUUCUGUUUGGGAUGAGUGGCACCGCAGCCGACGAGCAAACGAUGAAGGAGGUUGAGGCGGGCAUGCCGCCCAAGACGUCGCACUCGAAUAUCCGUCGCUCCGUGUCCAGCGCCAGUGGAAGCACCGAGGGGCACCGCAAGCUGGACACCCUGCGCCGUAACGUCUCUGUUUCAUCGAAAAACUCGCGGAACUCCAACAAUGCCCCAAGCCCUGGUACCCCAACAUCUGCGUCUGGUGGUGGCGUUCACCGCAGUAACACCUUGCCGUCUAAGAUGACUCCCGUGGUGGCUUCUGCGCGCUAUUCACGACCCAACGAGGCCAGCGCAACCAAUCAAACUGGUCUCUCCGCCUCCCAUCAAAGUUCUCGAUCGACCAGUCGGACGCCAUCGGUGCUCGAAGAGUCAGAAGAGCAGGACCAUAGUCAAGCCACCGUGGGACCGUCCACGCUAGCUGCCUCGUAUAAGCAUACCUCGACUCACGGCCCCGUACCAGUGGCGGCUUCCGAGCGUCUCAGUACCAGCGACACCCCACGUCCGCAGGAAAUUCUGCAAACCCCCACCUCUCCGCCCCCUCAAGCCCUGACGCCGACCCGUGAACGGAAACUCUCCAGCCUCUUUAGCAAAUCACCCCCCGCAGAUGGAGAGCAGAAGGAAACCCGGCAGCCAAAUCGGUUGAAGAAGCGACGAAUUCCUGGCAGCGCCAGUGCCAGUGCCCAGAGCUCAUCAAAUUCUUUGCAAGGAGUGAACUCGGAAAGUGUGGAUACUGUUUUGGAAUCGUCGCGUGGAAGGCAGUCGGCGGACAUCAGCAUGGGUGAUACCACCCCUCGACCAGCUCAGUCGGCAACUUUGGGCUCUCAGGCAGAGUCCAAUGCAAACCCUGGUGAGAACACACCGCAGCCGGCGACGGACAGUUCCCUCCGACCCCAUAAAUCCCGCACUCCUUCCAUGAACUCGCGCUCUUCGUUCACCGACCACUCGGACCUAGAUCAAACCGACGAGGCGUCACGAUCCGAGCGCCGAGAUCACCGCCGCAGCUGGCGAUUCCCUCGCUCGUCUAAACGGAGCAGCGAACAGCUUGGACUGGGUCUCUCAUCUCCGCCCCUCGCGGCAAACAACCCCGGUGCCGAACAGAGCAGUAGCUCUGUCGGAAAUGACGUACAGAAUGCUUCUAGCGAUCUGUCGGGCCAACCGUUGAGUUUGGAUGCCGAGGUUCAAGGCAAUGGUGCGUCUAGCUCCGAGCCAGAGAAGAAAAGCCUAUUUGGCAAAUUCAAGGCCAAGGUCGCUCAAGUCCGGGAUGGCGUAAAGGAUGAUCGCGAUCGAAACAAAAGCCCUGGUCUCUCGGACACAGAUCCUUCUCUCACGAGCCAGCCGCUGUCCCCGACCAGUCCUGACCAGGCCAAUGGCACGCCACCAUCCACUGAGGCGCCGCGAGAGCAAUCGAAGGAAGAGCCUCUUCGCUCCCCUGUUUCUCCCAUGCCUGGUGGACUUCCGCCUUCGAUCCCUGAGGAGCCUCAUAGCCCGGUGGUGCCGUCCGCUGCCCCAGCUCCGGACCCCGCCAAAGAUGUGUCUCAAGCUGCAAGCACCGAGACUGCUGAGGCACCGACCUCGGCACCAGUGAGCUCUUCUGAUGCUUCCAAGGAGGCUUCCAAGGAGGCUGCAGAGCCCACUACUUAA